Hevea brasiliensis (rubber tree) is the source of this 777-nucleotide messenger RNA. RefSeq lists its product as uncharacterized. The record is from RefSeq and is a predicted model, not a curated record. Gene Ontology annotation, cellular component: Golgi apparatus. The transcript has 4 exons. NCBI's taxonomy places the organism in Eukaryota, Viridiplantae, Streptophyta, Magnoliopsida, Malpighiales, Euphorbiaceae. Bases 61 to 531 code for a protein of 156 amino acids.
CCCUUUCAAAAUAGACAAACAUACCCUAAGCGAAAGGCCGAGGGAAAAGAUGAGGCACUCAUGGCCACGUCCACCAGGGUCACUCGGAGCUCCACUCGCCGAGCCAACUCCAACUCUUCCUUGCCGCCGGCUGAUUUACCUACUGAGAAAAUGAAUAAAGCAGCGGGAAAGAAGAAGUUGAAGACUGAAGGGAAACAAGAGACCGAGACUAACGCCGAGGCAGUGAAAGAAGAGUCUAAGAAGGAGGAGAAUGGUGACGAUGAGACUAGGAAGACCAUUGUGAUUGAACACUGCAAACAAUGCACAUCAUUCAAGACAAGGGCUAUACAGGUGAAAAAUGGUCUAGAGAAUGCUGUCCCUGGCAUCAAUGUGCUACUUAACCCUGAUAAGCCUAGAAGGGGUUGCUUUGAAAUAUGGGAGGAAGGUGGAGAAAAGUUCAUCAGUGUUCUGGACAUGAAUAGACCAUUUAAACCAAUGAAGGAUCUUGACAUGGAAAAAGUCAUCUCAGAUAUAAUUGACAAGAUCAAAUGAUGAGCCAUAAGCCAUUGGACUGCAAGUGUACUUUGGUUGCAGAGAGUACUUUGUUGAGUUGGAAAUUAACCAAGCUAACAUGACUCUGAAGUGGAAACAGUGGAAACCUCUGAACUCGGUUAUUUUGAUUUUGUUUGUAGUUUAUUUGUUGUGAUAGCAUCAAGGUCAUUAUCACUAUGAAUAAAUUAUUUUGGAUAUAUUCUUGGUAAGCACAAUGAUGUACCAAUGCACAGAACUGCAUUUCAA